This is a messenger RNA of Leptonychotes weddellii (Weddell seal), 5792 nucleotides long. Lineage: Eukaryota; Metazoa; Chordata; Mammalia; Carnivora; Phocidae. The record is from RefSeq and is a predicted model, not a curated record.
UUGCCAAGGAUGCAGAAGGAAAUGAAGAUGAUCAAAGAUGAGGAUGUGCAUUUCAAUUUGGGUGUGAAGAGAGCCCCCUCCUUUCCCCACUGCCUGCAGCCAGUGGUUUCCCGAGGGAAAGCUCCCCAAAGACACCCCUUCCCAGAAGCUCUCCGGGGGCCUUUUUCCCAAUUUCGGUAUGAACCUCCUCCGGGACACCUAGAUGGAUUCCCGGGGGUCUUUGAAGGAGGAGGGUCUCGGAAACGGAAGAGCAUGCCCACCAAGAUGCCCUACAACCACCCUGCAGAAGAAGCCCCUCUCGUCCUCCACGAGGAGAGCAAAAGCCACGGCCCUCCGAACCUCUCUCUGCUCUUCCCACAGCCCCCGCGCCCCAAGUAUGACUCGCAAAUGAUCGACCUGUGCAAUGUGGGCUUCCAGUUCUACCGCACCCUGGAACACCUAGGGGGCAGGCCCGUCAAGCAGGAGCCCGUGAAGCCCAGCGCCGUAUGGCCCCAGCCGACCUCCGCUCCGUUCCUGCCCGCGCCCUACCCCUACUACCCCAAGGUGCCCCCUGGCCUCAUGUUCCCCUUCUUCAUGCCCUCGGCCUCCCCCUUCCCCUUCAGCCGGCACACCUUCCUGCCCAAGCAGCCCCCGGAAGCGCUGCUGCCGCGCAAAGCCGAGCCUCAGGAGAGCGAGGAGACCAAGCAGAAGGUGGAGAGGGUGGACGUGAACGUGCGCAUCGACGACAGUUACUACGUGGACGUGGGCGGGGCGCAGAAGCGCUGGCAGUGCCCCACCUGCGAGAAGUCCUACACCUCCAAGUACAACCUGGUCACCCACAUCCUGGGCCACAGCGGGAUCAAGCCGCACGCGUGCACCCGCUGCGGGAAGCUCUUCAAGCAGCUCAGCCACCUGCACACCCACAUGCUGACCCACCAGGGCACGCGGCCCCACAAGUGCCAGGUGUGCCACAAGGCCUUCACGCAGACCAGCCACCUGAAGCGCCACAUGAUGCAGCACAGCGAAGUGAAGCCGCACAACUGCCGCGUGUGCGGCCGCGGCUUCGCCUACCCCAGCGAGCUCAAGGCCCACGAGGCCAAGCACGCCAGCGGGCGCGAGAACAUCUGUGUGGAGUGCGGCCUCGACUUCCCCACUUUGGCCCAGCUGAAGAGGCACCUCACCACGCACCGGGGGCCCAUCCAGUACAGCUGCUCCGAGUGCGACAAGACCUUCCAGUACCCGAGCCAGCUGCAGAACCACAUGAUGAAGCACAAGGACAUCCGGCCCUACAUCUGCUCCGAGUGCGGCAUGGAGUUCGUGCAGCCCCACCAUCUCAAGCAGCACUCCCUCACGCACAAGGGCGUGAAGGAGCACAAAUGUGGGAUUUGUGGGCGGGAGUUCACUCUGUUGGCCAACAUGAAGAGACACGUGCUGAUCCAUACCAACAUUCGCGCCUACCAGUGUCACCUCUGCUACAAGAGUUUUGUGCAGAAACAGACCCUCAAGGCGCACAUGAUCGUCCACUCUGACGUGAAGCCUUUCAAAUGCAAGCUGUGUGGGAAGGAAUUCAACCGGAUGCACAACCUAAUGGGUCACAUGCACCUGCACUCUGACAGCAAACCCUUCAAGUGUCUCUACUGUCCGAGCAAAUUCACCCUAAAGGGGAACCUGACACGCCACAUGAAAGUCAAGCACGGGGUCAUGGAGCGGGGCCUCCAUUCUCAAGGUUUUGGAAGGGGGAGAAUUGCCCUGGCCCCGACGGCAGGAGUGCUCAGGAGUCUGGAACAAGAGGAGCCCUUUGACCUUUCCCAGAAGCGUGGGGCAAAGGGGCCAGUGUUCCAGUCGGAUGGGGAGAGCGCCCGGGGCAGCCCCUGCCACGAGGAAGAGGAGGAGGACACCAGCUAUGAGGUGGAGCGAGACAGCCCGGGCCUGGCCCCACAGAGCAGGCAGCCCUGCACACCCCACGAUCUACCCACCCAGCCCGAACCAGCUCCCAGGGCACUCGAGGACCCCUGUGAGGAGGAAGAGGAGGACGACGACGAGGACAAGCCCAAAGGAGAGCACCAGGAGAGGAGCAAGGACAGCCGUGGGGCAGAGGGCAGCCCAGAGAGAGAAUUCGCCCUCAGAGAAGAGUGUCUCCACCUCAGGGCUCUGCAGAGUGCCCGGAGGGGCCCCUCCUUUUCUGAUUACUUGUACUUCAAGCACAGAGAUGAGAGUUUAAAAGAAUUACUGGAGAGGAAAAUGGAAAAACAAGCAGUGCUUUUAGGUAUCUAAGUGGACAGUUUUCAAAUUGCAUUUGGAAAAUGAGAACUAGGCAGUUCAAAUAUAGCUUUCUGCAUGAGUUGUCAUUUGCUGGAGACUGGCAAAUGGUGCAAAUCUUUAUAAAUGGCUCAGACUACAUGAGCAGGGAUUUGUCCUCAGUAAUGUAAACGCUUCUCAGGUCUUUCCUUGGCCCCUUGAUUUCUAACACACAUGCAGGGUCCUCUUCAGUGCUAUUUUAUGCAUCUCCACUAUAAUAGACUGUACAUAUUCUAGAGACCUAAUUGUAAGCUGAUGCCGAGGUGCUUUUAGAAAUUCUAUUUUCCUUUGACUAAUAUGCAAUACAUGGGAAAUUUUUUUUAGUUGCAAAAAUAUGGUGCUUGACACGUUACCUUAUCAAUGAUGAUUUAGUUGAAUGUGUGCAAGUUACCAUAUUUUUCCAGAUAGAUGAAAACAUUCCUAGUUGUAUAUAUGAAAAUCACCUUUAUUAAAUAAGCCAACAUACCAGAAAUGACAAGAAGAGUGAGGUAUUGAAGAGGAUAUUCUCAAGUGGUUGCUGCAGAUAUAAGAAAAUAUGAAUAAUUUCAACUAAUGAAAAACCAGCAGUUCUGAGCUUCCUGCCUGGGUCUGCCUUGUUCUGCUCCAGCUGCCUUCAUCAGAUGUGGCAUUUGGAGCGUAUUGUCAGAUGGCCCCAAAGUGGUCAGCGUCUGCAGGCUCACCCCUUGUGUCCUGAGCAGAGCUCCUUCCUGGAGACCUUGUUCUGAGGCCCCGUGCCCCAUAAAGUAGCUGCAGGAAGAGCUGUCGCCUUGAGCAGUGGCUUUCUCCUCAGCGCCGGAGCUGGGGGCGUGGUCGGGAAGUCUUGCAAUCUGAGUGCUGCUUCUUUAGAAUAUUAGAAUCACCAUCAGCUAAUUACUGCUAAGGGAGAUUCUGGACUGUGUUCUCAAUGCUGCCUGCGCAGUAGAAUCAUCUAGGGGAACUUUAAAAAAAAAUACCAAUGCUGAGGCCUCAAGCUCUGAGAUUCUGAUUUAAUUUGGUCUAGAGUGGAGCCCCAACUUUGGUGUCUUUUAAAAGGUUCCCCCUGAUGAUUCUUCUGUGCAGGAGGAUCGAGAAAGACUGACUGGGCUAAUAGGGUGGCUCUCUUGGACUCCAUGAAUAUGUGUUUCUGGCUUCAGACUCAUUAAAAUAUGGAGCAGGAGACCUUGAAAUCAUACUGCUGACCUAGGGCUUCUUACCUGUUCCAUAAGACCCUCACAAGGACACAAACACACGCAUGCAUGUGCAUGUGUGCACACACACACACACUCACACACUCACACACACUGUAUAAACACACACUCUUUGUAUUAGAAGAUGAUGCCUGUGAUGUUUAUGGUCACCUAAUAUGUUUAAAAAUAUAUAGCCAGCCUACAGUGACUCAUUAUUUCUUCCUAGAUGCUUGAAUCAUGAUUCUAGUGAGUGGCCAUGACUGUCAUGGGUGGGUUGAACCCAGCCAGUAGGCUUUCCUUAGGCACCAGUGCCAAGUAAAGCAGUGCUCACGGGAUGUUGCAGAUCUGUGACUGACCAUAAGCAGUAACCCUCUGGUACUGUGUCUGUGUUUAUGUAAAAACUGCCUCUUGGUUGGUAGUUUCAACUCUUAUUUGUAGAGCGAGGUACUGUUUAUUGUGUUGCUUUCUCUCCCCCUCAAGUUCCAGUACAUUUCUUGAGAAGACCUGGCCCGUGUCUGACUGCUGGAUGUCAGCUUUUUCUCUUGGCCAAGGUGCUUCCCCCUGACACUCACUGACUUCUAAUCAUCCCCCCAUGGGCUUUGUCAAUCCCUGACGCAUUUCUCCUGCCCCCCUCGCCUAAAGCUCUUUCCUUCAGCCUCACCACCACUGCAAAUGCCAAAGCUGUUUGGGUUUCCUACCGCCACCUGUGUCCUGAGGUCAGGCUCCUGCAAAGGGGAUGCUGUAGGAAAUAGUUUGGGUUUCUGUGGGUACAAGCCCAACUCUGUGCCGGGAAAGUGUCCCAAGUCCUUGGAGGGGUGACUUGCCUUCCAGUCAUUAUUGAUAUAGUUCAUUAGUGCCUCUGAUCAAAUCAUGCAGGAGGCUGGCUGCAUGGUCUGUGAGGCCUCCAGCUGUCAGGGUCCCAUUACAAGUUCAUUCUUUCAGUAGCCUAUAGUAGUUGAAGACAUACUUCCAGUGUGUUCUGGGCAUGCCUCGCCAGAACCAGGAAAUCUAGAAUAGCAAGCUCUAGUCUUUUCCAACCAAAUGAAUCACAUGGGAAUGUUUGAGGAUCAAGUUCAUGUAGAGAUGGAGAGAGUAUGGUCUAGAAUGAUGGUUUCCAAAUUGUGGAUCAAGGAGCCAGAGGUCCCUCUUAGGUCCCUCCAAAGCUGCUAGAGGAGAAGGAGAAACUCUCAGCCCUCACACCCUCUUCACUCAAAGUGGCUCACAUUUCAUCUGUUUUUCAUGUUAGCCUUUCAAGUAAAAUUUCAUUUUGAGGGGAAAAAAUGCCUAAGAAAAGUAAUUUAAAAAGUGUUAGGAAGUGUAUUAUAAAGCCUGCUUUUAGUUCUUGACUCUGGGUAUGAGAGACUUAAUUAGAUCUAGCCUGAUGAUAAAUAUAAAAUAUACACUGACCUUGUGAGAAUUAAGGCUAAAAUCUUGGUUUUGUAUGUUGCUGAGUGACCACCAUCCUGACUUGCCUGGACCAACCCUGGUUUAUACCUCUGCCCCAAGAUAAUUGCUAAGAGUAUUACCUCAACUCUCAGAAGUAUCCCAGUUUGGGUGAGAAAUUACAUGGAUACCUCAUGUGUAAGUGCAGAGCUAAGGGAAGGUUGGCCAACCUUGCCUACUGGGCUAAUUAAUGAGAAUGCAAACCUGAAGGACAGCACGUGGGGGUCACCCUGAGAGAACUGAGGGGCAAAACCGUCCAAGGUUAUCAGCACUCUAAGGGCUAGGGCAGCAUAACAUUCACCCUCUUGUAACACUCUGAAAAUAGGUCGCUACCGAAAGCUUUCCAGACUUUUGACCGCUGUCACUCUGAAACAGCCAACUGACCAGCCAAGUGGCGUAUUUCUCUUUUAUCCUUUUUAUUCAGGCCUAUGAUCACCUCCCUCUUUUUGCCUUCUAAUUCCUCUCUCAUUCUUUCUUUUUUAAAAAAUUUGACUCCCCAUUGGCCAUAGACUGAGGCUGACCUUUCAUAACCCCACAAGGGUAACUGGUAUAUUUGUAUAUGAGUAGCGGCAUGAGAAAGUCCAAUGUGCAUACUGUAUUUAUUAAGCCCUAAAGACAUUUAAUAAAAUAUUAACAUCGCAUUUUGAAUCAUGAUCUUUGUCUGCUUUGCUGGAACAAAAUGUAACAGAGCUAACAUUUAAAAUCCUUCGCAUAUUUGGACAACAUUACACCAAAUGUUGAUUUUGUACAGAAUUCUGGCUUGCUAUUUAAAUAUGAAAACUCCAAGUAUGUAGUAACCCAAGUUGUGAAUAUCGCUUUCUGCUUCAGUGGAAAAGCAGUUUACCUGAAAAUAGCAUGUAACCUAUAUUUUGUUAAUUUAAGCAAAUAAAGACAUGUUGAAAAGGC